ACAGACGGAACAGCAGCCGGAACUGUGGCCCAGUGCCAAACAUCAGUGCGUACACAGGGAACAUUUGCACUGGAUUUUUGCUGUACGACCAGAUAGACUCAGGGGCCAAAAUUCACAUUUCGGUCUGUUUUGAAACGAAUGCUUUUAAAUCUCUUCGAGUGAGUUGACAAACUCAUCGGAGGGGAUGGCAGAGGGAGGUUUCGACCCAUGCGAGUGUAUUUGCUCUCACGAACAUGCCAUGAGGAGACUCAUCAACCUACUGAGGCAGGCCCAGUCCUACUGUACAGACACAGAGUGCCUUCAGGAGAUGCCAGGACCAAGCUCCUCAGUAGAAGGGGACAUCACUCUGCCCAUGAUUAUUAUGGGAUGGCUAGUUCUGGCCCUUGUGCUCUUUCUGUUCCGCCCAGCCAGCUUGAGGGGUCCUACAGUCAGCAGCAAGCCCACCAGUCCCCAUGGUAAUCAUGGCAGAGAUCCACCAGCACCUCCAGUGGACUAGAGUUCUGCCCAUGGGAAAUAACUUAGACCUUUGAUCUGAUCUUUUGACCUGGCUUCCACCUGAUCAGCUACUUUGACCAGGAUAACCUUUCAGUUUCCCUAAGCAAUUGUUUCAGAUUCCAGAUUAUUUCUUUCCAGAUUUACUCAGUCACUUGGGUUACAAGGUGUGUUACUUCAAUGUUUAAAAUGAGGCAUCAGAAACCUGAGGUACAGUUUCAAAUAAUGGAAAAUGAGUGUACCAAGUGGUAAAAAUGAAAAGGUUUAUACAUCUCUGUAAUGUUUUCAGUUUCUUAGUGUAUUUUUUUGAGAGCAUUAUUAGCUAUUUAGGAGGUUGUUAAAACUAAUAUAAUGGGCCUAUGUAGUAAGAUUAACCUGUAGAAUUUAAAUAUUGCACCUGAAUAUAUUGUGUGGUCUAGAGGGAAGUUUGCCAAGAUAUUGGGAGUCAUCAAGAGCUUUUGGGUAUUUACAGGAUAUGUUUUACGGGAUAAACUGAGGUGAAAAGUAUAGCGUUUCUUGUUGUAUUAUAUCUUAUACAUUCCAAAGUUAUGAUGCCUUCAUAGACAUGUGACAUCAUUGGUCCAUUUGGGAGCAUUCAGCUUGACUCUGCACAUGGUCACUGAUGUACUUGUAAUGAUUCACACAUUUGAGGUCUACCAUAACCACUUCUUAAAAUAUAAUUUUGUGUAAGAGGGAAAAAAUGGGUGUUUUCCAGGAUUUACUUGGAUCUGAUCACGAUAGUCAUGGAUAUGGUUAUAUUGUCAUGGUCUGGGUUUUGUUCACAGAAAAGCAACAUUUACAGACACACCCUGUAUACUCUAAUCUAUUUACCCUGUAUAAAAAUCACUAGUACUUAAUCCAUUUUAGGAUAUGCUCGUCUUUGAAUGACUCAAAGGCAGACAUGUCAGCUGUAGCACUUUGGUUGUGGCAACCAUAAAUUGAGACUGAACGUGAUGCUCCACAGAAAAUACCAAAGAUAACAUGAUGUAAAUUAUCCCAAAUUCUAGUUUGGCAUAAUGUACUCUGAACAUGUUUUUGGGUCUUUAGUCAUGUGAGAUUGUCUGAAUGUUAUAGAAUCCAAGUUGCCAAAAGUUGGUUGAUAGACUGAUGAUUUCUGGAUAGAUCUGGGCAUAAAGUUGGUGGUGUGAAUUUCGGGGCAUGUAUAUUUAAUUCUGUCAGUGUACACUGUUCUAAUGAAAUGCUCAGUUAAAAAAAAAAAAAAGAGAGAGCUUGAACUAUGCACUUUUGGUUACUUCAAAUAAAUAACAACAAUCAAA
Xyrauchen texanus (razorback sucker) is the source of this 1769-nucleotide messenger RNA. RefSeq names its product small integral membrane protein 14 (gene smim14). The coding region runs from base 185 to 496 and encodes 103 amino acids. The transcript is spliced from 5 exons. NCBI's taxonomy places the organism in Eukaryota, Metazoa, Chordata, Actinopteri, Cypriniformes, Catostomidae. The record is from RefSeq and is a predicted model, not a curated record. Gene Ontology annotation, cellular component: endoplasmic reticulum.